Messenger RNA from Schistosoma turkestanicum, 4127 nucleotides. The record is from the annotation of a GenBank genome assembly. Lineage: Eukaryota; Metazoa; Platyhelminthes; Trematoda; Strigeidida; Schistosomatidae.
AAUUAAUUCGAAGUAUGUUCAAAAUACAUUGCUGAUAGCAUGUUGGCUCCGAACGUUCGGCAUCCUAAAGAAGUCACAGUUAGAGGUUAGUUUGCCAAAUUUUUUUUACAAAACUUAUAAGUAUACAAGGCUGAGAAUUUACGUGUGGCACCACGUUCUGACCACAAACAACAUAAAGUUAGCCAGAAAUGGAAAUGCGUUAUUCUAGGUGGCAAGAAAAAAAUUAGUUCAGAAUGUGUCUAUGCACCGGACGGUAAUCCUGUUUGGAACUUUGAAGCUACAUUGUAAGCUUCUAAAUUCAUAAUACUCUGUAUAGUAAAAUUGCGACUCGAGGUGAUCCUGUUGUCCUCUUAGUUUCCGAUUCUGAGGAUAAUCAUGUGGGUCAAGUGGUUGUACCCGGAGUAACAAUCUCUCCGAAGCCGACAAACCCUUCUGUUAGUGUCACAGAUAAAUCUCGAUUAUGUAUCAUGGAUAUGGAACAAACAAAAAAGACAGAAAUUGGCUUUGGGCGACUUUACUUCUGGAUUUGGGUAGAAGAGUACCGUAGCGAAGAAUCCAAAAGCAGGAGCGCGAAAGGAUCUAUCUUAAGCUUGUCGAGUUUGCAUCUUCAUAAAGAUAAACAUUCCACUCCGAAUCCAUUGAAUUAUGGUGGUAGUGUUCUUAGUUUAUCAUCAACUAAUGAUGAAUAUAAAAAAAAGAAACGAUGGUAUAAGAAAAUAGCUUCACAUCAUGCUGUACAUACACCUGGUGCUAUUCCACAAUCACAUUCACCUGUGCAUUCAAUGUUGAAUAUAACAAAGCCAAUGAAUAAUGGUUACAAUCCAUUUGAUUAUAGUCAACAAAAUCUAAAUGAUGACGAUGGAGUAAUUGAAGAAAAAGAUGGCAGUGUACUUGGAGCUUAUAGUGAAUUAACAGCCAAUUCAUUAUCAUCUUCGUCGGCAUUUGCCAUUAAUCAAUUGAAACGUCCGAAUUCAAUGCAUUCAAGUAAAAGAAAUGGUUCAAUGGUGUCAAGUGUUGAUUUGAAUAUGAAAGAUUCUAAUGAACAGUUGAAAACUAAACCGGAAUUAAUGAGAAUUGCACCAAAAUGUGGUCCAUCUUCCGGCGGCACUGAGAUGACAAUUUACUGCCGUUUCCUUACGCCUGAAAUGAUGAAACAAUCCACUGUUUUUGUCGAUGAUCAUCCAGUUCCUCAAGAUGACUGGUUUCUUUUUGAGUCAAGUCAACCUGAUCUAUCGCAGUUACGUAUUCAUAUGCCUUCAUUACAGCCCGGACGUUAUUCAAUUUACAUUGAUAGUGCAGAAUUUGGGCGUAUUCGUUGCAACCAGGAGUUUACCUACCUUCAAUCGAAUGGGAGUGUGAUCCAAUCAUCUGCAAGUAACUUAUCUGUUUCAUCAAUGAAUGAAUCAACUCAUAAAAUAAUCAAUGUUUCACCAAAAGUCAAUACAUCUACUGACGAGUCAUCUGAUCAUGGUAUUGUAUUCCAUCGAAUGGGAUCACAAAAAAGUAAUCUUAUCUUAGUUGAUCGUCGUAGUAAUAGCGGUGGCGGUCGUCAUCGUGAACAUUCCCGUCCGGAAGCAUUAGGCCGAUCAGAUUCAUUGGAUGAUACUCAUCAGUCUAAUGAUACUACCACUACCAAGAGUGAAACAAUCAAUGAUCAUGAUCCGAUUAUUGAUCCUACUACUAGUAACAGACAUACUAAUCGAAUAAUUAAUUAUCAUAUGAAUGAUUCCAAUAAAGAAUUAUCAAGUUCAGGUAAACUUUAUACUACUACUACUAAUACUACUACUAAUCCUAUUGUUAAUGAUAAUCUUAUGAAUACCAAAAAUCAUAAAUCUAUUAUUGUUGACAUGCCAAAUUAUAUUCAAUCUUCUAGUCCAGUACAUUCUCAUGAUGCUGAACAUCAUAGUGAAUUGAAAUUACCUGACCGACAUGAUGAUCAUAAUCAUUGUCAUGUUGAUGAUGAUGAUGAUGAAGAUGAUGAUGGCGAUACUGAUCACCAACAUCAUCAUCGCCAUCAUCAUCAUCCAUGCGUUUCAGUGAUAAAUGUAACGAAUAAAGAAGCAGUGAAAGAAUUAAACAAUUCUUAUAGCAUUAAUAAUCAGAAAUCCACUUCACUUUCAUCAGUGGUGAUAUUAGAUAAUGACAAUGAUGGUGAUCAAGUUGAUGAGCAGGAAAAUUUUGUCAAAAAUCAUAAAGUAGUAUCAUUGUUAGAGAAGGCAGAAAAUAAAAAAGAAAGUAAUGAAAAAACUUCACCGGAAUUCCCUGAGCACAUAUCACCUUUCAAUCCAAUUUCGGCAGUUUCCAUUGAUCAUGAUGAUCGCGUUCCUCCGUCUUCGCCUUCUCCUUCUCCGUCUUCUACUUCUUCUUCUGAUUCUGUUUCUUGUGAUGAAAAAACACAUUGUAACCAACCAAUCAAUUCAUGUUUAAAUUAUUCAAUCAGAACAAAUUCAAAUAUUCUAUCAAAAAUACCAGAAGAGUCAACCAAUCAUACAGAAGUUAAUUAUUCAUGUGAAACAGUUAAUGGGAAAGUGGAUUAUAAUAAAAAUGUCAGUCAGAUUGACAAUUGGAUUGAAGAAAAACCUAGUAAUCAAACUGCAUUGAAUAUUGAAUCUUCAGUGGAUGAAACGUAUCUAUCAUGGAUUAAGCAGCAGCAUCCUUCAUCUCCUUAUCUCCAUCAUCAACAUCAUCAUGAUUAUUGUUAUGAUCGAAAUGUUUGUGAUGCAUGUGACUUAUCCAACUCUCCAACACUAAUCACUUCCUCUUCACUAUUGUUGUUUCCUUCACAUGGCCAUGGUCAUUCUGAUUGUGAAAAUUUUCAUCCUGUUCGUCUACACAAUGAUGAUCAUUCUGAUGAUGAUGCAAUGAUAAUUAGCACUGAAACCAUUGCCGAUAUCGACUAUUUGAAGAACACUUGUUCAGUCAAUUAUCAACAUCCUCACCAAUCACCACAACAUCACCACUACCAGCAACAACCACCACUACAACAACAACAACACACAACCAUGAUGGAAGCAUCAUCAUUGCAUAAUAAUAAAUGUAAAUGUACAAACUCUCCUCCAGUCUCAUGCAUUGUUCAUCGUGAUGCACAACCAGUUCGUGUAAAAUUAUUCACUGGUCUAUUGAAUUGGAUUCGUUUAUUGUUUAAAAAUAUUUCCCAAUUAUCAUUCUCUGUAUUAUUGCCAUCGUUAUUUCGUAAAUAGACAAUGACAAUUUUAUAUUGGGCAUUGGAAGGUAAAGAAAGAGGCUAGAAGCGGUGGUGGCGGUGAAAUGAAAUGACGGCGAAGUGAAAGGAUGUGAUGAAUAAUAACCACAUCACUGACGCUUCUUUAAAUUUUCUACUUUCAAUUUGUUUUCACUAAUGAAGAAUCACGCACACACAAAUCUUCAUUAGUGGUAGAUUAUUUCGAUAUUAUUGAUCAAAGUUAAUUGCCAGUGAUAUUUAUAUAUAUAUCUUUAUGUACACAUGUGUUCGGUGGUGUUUUCACGUUUCAUUUAUUUUGUUACCUUACAAAAAGAAUCAUAAUAACAAUAAUAAUAAUAAUUCAAUCGAAUAAUGAAUUGUACUCGGUUUGUUUGUUUUCUCUCUCUCUUGUUUUUGUCAACUCUUGUAAAUGGUGAUGACCGUUGCCAUUUCUUUUUCGACAUUUCACUUUUCAAUUCAUAUUUAUUUUGUCCUUUGUAAAAAUAAAGAGGAUUAGAAAACCAAACCACGAAACAAACAAACAAAACAAGAACAUCAGACUAAAUUCGAUAACACUUUGUGAUUUAACCAGAUUACCGUCAUUGAUAUCGGUUGCAUAGGAGCAACAGCAUACUCUUCUCUUCAUCAAUGCUUUUUUUUAAAUGUUCAAUAGGAGAAAUUAAUGCUGAUGCGCCAUCAUAAGUGCAUAUUAAUUUUUGUUGAAUUUUUCUUUUUACCUAAUAACAGAUAAUUUCCUUUCAUUCUUCCUUCCUUGUUCGUUUGCUUGUUUGCUUUUGAUUUCGCUUACUUCUUCCAUGUAUUUUCUUUUUUGGACGAAACAUAUUGAUACUACUUAUUUGUUAUGACAGCAUACAUACCUGUGUGGAUGUAUGCAUGUUUAUGUGAUAGACGACAACUGCUCAAAAUAAUUGUUAUUUUACGAAUU